Molecule: messenger RNA, 2146 nt
Organism: Olea europaea var. sylvestris
Lineage: Eukaryota; Viridiplantae; Streptophyta; Magnoliopsida; Lamiales; Oleaceae
Exons: 4
Coding region: 134-1879 (581 amino acids)
Biological process (GO): starch metabolic process; regulation of starch metabolic process
Cellular component (GO): starch grain; chloroplast stroma
Molecular function (GO): starch binding
Source: RefSeq, a predicted model, not a curated record
AAUAAAAUAAAAUUUGAAAUUAAAAAAAUAACAAAAUCCCAGUUAAAGUUGAAGCAAACUCAAACUCACUCCACACAAAAUUCGACCACUGAAAUCCACCGUUACCUCCCCUUCUUUCUUCCAACACCAGCAAAUGGCCACUCCCUUUUUGGAAACGCGACCACGCGCCGCCGUCCCACGAUUUAAUUAUCGGAAAUUAAACAACCCAUUUUCCCUGUUCACUAAACAACACCUACGCCACUCAAAAGAUACCCAAAAAUGCCACCCAAGAAGCUUAAGCAUUUCAAGAAUUCAGGCCACUAAUGGAGGAGGGGAUUCAUACUUGGACAUGUGGAAGAAGGUAGUGGACAAUGAAAGGAAGUCUGUUGAGUUUCAAAAAAUUGCGGAAAAUUUGGCUAAACCUAAUGAAAAUGAUGAAGAGGGAAAAGAAGAGAGUGAAGCAGAAGUGGAGAGGAGAAACAAUGAGUUCAAUAAACUUCUUGAAGUUUCUACCGAAGAAAGAGACAGGGCUCAGAGAUUGCAGGUGAUUGAUCGCGCCACAGCAGCAAUAGCGGCCGCAAGAGCACUUCUUAAGGAGAAUUUGCUGCCGGAGAAGCAGAUUUCUAGCGAGGUGAUGGCUGAGGAUGGUGGUUCAGAUAUGGAUCAUCAACAAAAUGAAAACGAGAAUGGUGGCUCUUUCCUGUCUCAAUCAGGAAACUCUGUAAUGGGAACACCAGGUCCAAAUUUCUGGGCCUGGACACCUCCUUCAGAUGAUGAUAAUUCCUUUGGUUUUAGCGAAAUGAAGCCUGCCGGAAAAGCUUCUCCAUAUCCUUCGCAGAGCAACUCGGUAAUGGAAAAGGAGCGCUCUGUCGAUUUUCUGUCGAUCCCUUUUGAGACUACAAUGCUUCAUAGUAAGUACAAUCCUCUCCUUCCACCUCUCCAGUCACUCGAGGAGGUUGAAGAUGUAGAAAUUACUAGCACAACUGAUGAAGCAACUCAUCUCAUUGAGGAACAAGAAAUUGGUGUAGAAUUUUCAGCACUUGCAGCUGAAGCAUCUCAUGCUCUCAGUGAAAUGGAUGAAGUAAUGCCUGAAGGAAUUAAUCCAGACGGUUCAAGGUGGUGGAAGGAGAUGGGAAUUGAACAUAGACCUGAUGGGGUGGUUUGCAAGUGGACGCUGCUCAGGGGUGUGAGUGCUGACAAAACUGUUGAAUGGGAAAAUAAAUAUUGGGAGGCUGCUGAUGAGUUUGGCUAUAAGGAACUUGCCUCUGAGAAAUCAGGACGUGAUGCUGCAGGAAAUGUUUGGCGGGAAUACUGGAGAGAAUCGAUGUUGCAGGUUGACGGACUUGUUCAUCUUGAGAAAACUGCAGAUAAGUGGGGAAAGAACAAGCAAGGGGAAGAAUGGCAGGAGCAGUGGUGGGAGCAUUACGGUGCCUCUGGCAAAGUGGAUAAAUGGGCUCAUAAGUGGUGCAGCCUUGAUCCUAACACUCCCCUUGAGGAUGGUCAUGCUCAUGUUUGGCACGAACGGUGGGGUGAAAAGUAUGAUGGGCAAGGUGGCAGCACUAAAUAUACGGAUAAAUGGGCAGAGCGUUUUCAAGGUGAUGGCUGGGAUAAAUGGGGUGAUAAAUGGGAUGAACACUUUGAUCUCAAUGGCCAUGGGGUAAAACAAGGGGAGACAUGGUGGGAAGGUAAACACAGAGACCGUUGGAAUCGAACGUGGGGCGAGGGUCAUAAUGGUUCUGGGUGGGUUCACAAGUAUGGCAAGAGCAGCAGCGGGGAGCAUUGGGAUACACAUAUACAGCAAGAUACUUGGUACGAGAAAUUCCCACAUUAUGGUUUCUACCAUUGCUUUGAGAACUCUAUCCAGCUCCGGGAGGUCAAGAAACCGUCAGAGUGGUCGUGAGAAAUUAAUGCAGAUACAUACAUUUCUGCCGAUGCUGUGAGGACUUGUGCCACUUGUAACUUUCACACGUUUCGAAUAAUUGUUAUAACAUCUGCAACAAUUCAAAUUUAGUAUAAGAUAUAGCUAUAUUAUCAAUAUAGUUAUUGUGGAGUGUGAAUUUCAGAUAGUGAAGAGAAACUAGUUUCUUUAUGAAAUAAAAUGAUGUAAUUUUACCAGUGACUUCAUGUUGCAUUCUCAGAUUUAUAAAGCUCUGGUUGUAUUGUUUUC